This is a messenger RNA of Strongylus vulgaris, 420 nucleotides long. NCBI's taxonomy places the organism in Eukaryota, Metazoa, Nematoda, Chromadorea, Rhabditida, Strongylidae. The record is from the annotation of a GenBank genome assembly.
AUGCAGUUCUACCUUGCCAAUGGAGUUCCAGUUUUUGUUCCUGCCAUAUUUCCGUCGAAGCAGAUUUUAGCUGCCUGGCCAGUGUUUAAGCUGCUGCACCUUCUAGAGCUACUUUUGAUUAUUGCUAUGUGUCCAGGAGCCGUAUUACUCGUCAAAGCACUUGGGAAAUCCGUGCGAUUAUUUCAUAGGAAUCUCAUACAAGUCGCACAGGUUCAUCUCAUUGCUUUCACCCUAUCGCAAAUUACACGCAUUUUUAUUCUUCUCUAUGAGGUAGACUUUGUGGAGGAAAAAGGUUCCUUCGAUAUCCCAUUGCUUUCCUUAUUCUUUGUAAGAUAUAUAUUGUUAUGCUGCCUAGUGACAAUAAUUCCGGCCAUUGUAGCCGAGAGAGCAUUUGCGUCACGACAUAUUAGCGACUAUGAG